UCUCCAUAUAGGAUAUUUCGCGGUCCAAUCUUACUAACCAGUGCUCACACACUAACAUCACUAGCCCUUUCGCCCAUCGAUUCUCUGUACUCUGUGUUCUGUUUUCCUUUCCGCUGUCUUUUUCUGUGUCAGUCUUUGAUUUGAAUCUCCGGCGGUAUUAUCCGGCCUUACGUGGCUGUAGCCGAGGAGAGGAGAGGAGAGAUUUAUAUCUUGUGAGAAUGGAAGACUACACGCAGCUUUUCGUUGACGAAACCAACUUAUUCAAUAGCAUUGUGAUGGGAAGCCUUCUGCCCGAUAAUCUGUGGAAGCCCCUUCCCCACUUUCUCCAGUCCUGGAUUCGGAAUUACAUUGGCGGAACUUUAGUUUAUUUCUUCUCCGGCUUUCUCUGGUGUUUCUACAUUUACUUCUGGAAACGAAACGUUUAUGUCCCCAAAGAUGCCAUACCUUCAACAAAGGCCAUGCUUUUGCAAAUAAUUGUUGCAAUGAAGGCCAUGCCCUGGUACUGUGCUCUUCCAGCAGUUUCAGAGUACAUGGUUGAAAGUGGCUGGACAAUGUGUUUUUCUAGAAUAAGUGACAUUGGUUGGCAGUCCUACCUUGGCUACUUGAUGGUCUACCUUGUGUUUGUUGAGUUUGGGAUUUAUUGGAUGCACAGAGAGUUGCAUGACAUAAAACCUUUGUACAAAUAUCUUCAUGCAACACAUCACAUUUACAACAAGCAGAACACACUUUCUCCUUUUGCUGGUCUGGCAUUCCAUCCACUGGACGGGAUAUUACAGGCAGUACCACAUGUGAUAGCUCUCUUCAUAAUUCCAACCCAUUUCAUGACUCAUAUUGUCCUCUUAUUUAUCGAAGCUAUAUGGACAGCUAACAUUCAUGACUGCAUCAAUGGCAAGGUAUGGCCUGUCAUGGGUGCUGGCUACCACACAAUUCACCAUACUACGUACCGUCAUAACUAUGGUCACUACACAAUAUGGAUGGAUUGGAUGUUCGGUACUCUUCGUGACCCGAUUGGAGACUCACCAAAGAAGGUGAUGGAAUAAACUUGCUUGCCAUUGAGCUUUCUUUCAGCCUCUCUCUCUCUCUCUCUCUCUCUGGCUCUCUGUGAUGUUGUUUAGCAUGCUUUGAUUAAGGCUAAGCUCUUUUGGGUUGGUUAUUUUGACCAUUAUUUCUCUUCAUUUAAUAGCAAUGUUUCUAAUGUACAUGUCUUCAAUGUAGAUUAUGUAGGUUGAUUUCUGGCACUAGAUUUUUAGUUUUUAGUUCAAGAAUGCUACAAUUGGAGACAAGAA
Messenger RNA from Macadamia integrifolia, 1286 nucleotides. RefSeq names its product delta(7)-sterol-C5(6)-desaturase-like. Gene Ontology annotation, molecular function: iron ion binding; oxidoreductase activity. Bases 219 to 1040 code for a protein of 273 amino acids. Lineage: Eukaryota; Viridiplantae; Streptophyta; Magnoliopsida; Proteales; Proteaceae. The transcript has 3 exons. Gene Ontology annotation, biological process: lipid biosynthetic process. The record is from RefSeq and is a predicted model, not a curated record.